AUGGUUACAGACAAGGUCACAGGUACGGUCACAGGCACACUCAGAGGCACGGUCACGGGCAAGGUCACAGACAAGGUCACAACAGGCACGGUCACAGGCAAGGUCACAGGCACGGUCACAGGCACGGUCACAGGCACGGUCACAGGCACGGUCACAGGCAUGGUCACAGGCACGGUCACAGGCACGGUCACAGGCAUGGUCACAGGCAAGGUCACAGACAAGGUCACAAUCACGAUCACAGGCAAGGUCACAGGCACGGUCACAGGCACGGUCACAGGCAUGGUCACAGGCAAGGUCACAAUCACGAUCACAGGCAAGGUCACAGGCACGGUCACAGGCACGGUCACAGGCACGGUCACAGGCACGGUCACAGGCACGGUCACAGGCACGGUCACAGGCACGGUCACAGGCACGGUCACAGGCACGGUCACAGGCACGGUCACAGGCACGGUCACAGGCACGGUCACAGGCAAGGUCACAGGCACGGUCACAGGCACGGUCACAGGCACGGUCACAGGCACGGUCACAGGCACGGUCACAGGCAUGGUCACAGGCACGGUCACAGGCACGGUCACAGGCAUGGUCACAGACAAGGUCACAAUCACGAUCACAGGCAAGGUCACAGGCACGGUCACAGGCAAUGUCACAGGCCCGGUCACAGGCCCGGCCAUAGGCACGGUCACACGGUUACAGGCACGGUCACAGGCAUGGUUACAGACAAGGUCACAGGUACGGUCACAGGCACACUCAGAGGCACGGUCACGGGCAAGGUCACAGACAAGGUCACAACAGGCACGGUCACAGGCAAGGUCACAGACAAGGUCACAACAGGCACGGUCAUGGGCAAGGUCACAGACAAGGUCACAACAGGCAAGGUCAUAG
Mya arenaria is the source of this 882-nucleotide messenger RNA. Its product is annotated as putative per-hexamer repeat protein 5. The record is from RefSeq and is a predicted model, not a curated record. The transcript has a single exon. NCBI's taxonomy places the organism in Eukaryota, Metazoa, Mollusca, Bivalvia, Myida, Myidae. Bases 1 to 882 code for a protein of 293 amino acids.